Molecule: messenger RNA, 915 nt
Organism: Balaenoptera ricei (Rice's whale)
Lineage: Eukaryota; Metazoa; Chordata; Mammalia; Artiodactyla; Balaenopteridae
Gene: GSX2
Product: GS homeobox 2
Exons: 2
Coding region: 1-915 (304 amino acids)
Biological process (GO): regulation of DNA-templated transcription
Cellular component (GO): nucleus
Molecular function (GO): DNA-binding transcription factor activity, RNA polymerase II-specific; sequence-specific double-stranded DNA binding
Source: RefSeq, a predicted model, not a curated record
AUGUCGCGCUCCUUCUAUGUCGACUCGCUCAUCAUCAAGGACUCCUCACGGCCCGCGCCCUCGCUUCCUGAGCCGCACCCCGGGCCGGAUUUCUUCAUCCCGCUGGGCAUGCCAUCCCCGUUGGUGAUGUCCGUGUCCGGGACGGGCUGCCCGUCCCGCAAGAGCGGCGCGUUCUGCGUUUGCCCGCUCUGCGUCACUUCGCACCUGCACUCCCCUCGGGGGCCCGCGAGCUCCAGCGGCGGGAGCGCAGGGGCCGGGAGUGCCGGGGCCGGGGGUGGCGGGGCGGCGGCAGCCGCCGGGGCGUUGCCCCUGCUCAAGAGUCAGUUCUCUUCGGGUCCUGGGGACGCACAAUUUUGCCCGCGUGUGAGCCACGCGCACCAUCACCACCACCCUCCGCAGCACCACCAUCACCACCACCAGCCCCAGCAGCCCGGCUCGGCUGCAGCGGCGGCGGCUGCGGCUGCAGCGGCGGCGGCCGCGGCGGCCUUGGGGCACCCGCAGCACCACGCACCUGUCUGCACCGCCACCACCUACAACGUGGCGGACCCGCGGAGAUUCCACUGCCUCACCAUGGGGGGUUCGGACGCCAGCCAGGUACCCAAUGGCAAGAGGAUGAGGACGGCGUUCACUAGCACGCAGCUCCUGGAGCUGGAGCGGGAAUUCUCUUCCAAUAUGUACUUGUCUCGACUCCGGAGGAUCGAGAUCGCCACGUACCUGAACCUGUCAGAGAAGCAGGUGAAAAUCUGGUUUCAGAACCGCAGGGUGAAGCACAAGAAGGAAGGGAAGGGCACGCAGAGGAACAGUCACACGGGCUGCAAGUGCGUCGGCAGCCAGGCGCACUACGCGCGCUCAGAGGACGAGGAGUCCUUGUCGCCGGUCUCGGCCAACGAUGACAAGGAGAUUUCCCCAUUAUGA